CUUGCUUCUGUGUAGAGAUUAAUAAUUGAUUAGUUCAUGGUUGGGAAUCUCAGUAAAAGGGAAUUGGUUACUUUGGGCUGCCACUUUUUCCUGGGUAGCCUGCAGGAGACGGGGACACUGCAAAACUUGAAGGCAGAAAAAUGAAGAGGACCCUGGUUCUCCUGCUUGCUCUCACAUUUGUGCAUGCUUUAGAGAGAGGCCGAGAUUAUGAAAAGGAGAAAGUCUGCAAGGAACUUGCCAGUCUGGGAAAAGAGGACUUCGCAUCUUUGUCAAUGGUCCUGUACAGCAGAAAGUUUCCCAGUAGCACAUUUGACCAGAUCAGUCACCUCGUGAAAGAAGUUGUCUCUUUGACAGAAGCCUGCUGUGCGGAAGGGGCCGACCCUGACUGCUAUGAUGAGAGGACCUCAGCAUUGUCUGCCAAGUCCUGUGAAAGAAACUCUCCAUACCCAGUCCAUCCAGGAACGGCUGAGUGCUGCACCAAAGAGGGCCUUGAGCAGAAACUCUGCAUGGCUGCCCUGAAGCACCAGCCGCAAGAAUUUCCUACCUAUGUAGAACCAACAAAUGAUGAAAUCUGUGAGGCAUUCAGGAAAGAUCCCAAGGGAUUUGCUGAGCAAUUUAUGUAUGAAUAUUCAAUUAAUUAUGGACAAGCUCCUCUGUCACUUUUAGUCAGUUACACCAAGAGUUAUCUCUCUAUGGUGGGGUCCUGCUGCACCUCACCAAGCCCAACAGUAUGCUUUUUAAGAGAGAGACUCCAGAUUAAAUAUUUAUCACUUCUCACCACCAUGUCAAGUAGAGUCUGUUCACAAUAUGCUGCUUAUGGAAAGGAGAAAUCAAGGCUCAGCCAUCUCAUAAAACUAGCCCAGAAAGUGCCCACUGCUGAUCUGGAGGAUGUUUUGCCACUCGCUGAAGAUGUUACCACAAUCCUCGCCAAGUGCUGUGAGUCCACCUCUGAGGACUGCAUGGCCAAGGAGCUGCCUGAAUACACAGUAAAAAUCUGUGACAAUUUAUCUACUAAGAACUCUAAGUUUAAGGACUGUUGUGAAGAAAAAACACCCAUGGACAUUUUUAUGUGCAUUCACUUCAUGCCAGCUGCCCAGCCCCCUCAGUUGCCAGAUGUUGAGUUGCCCACAAGUAAACAUGUGUGUGACAAAGAAAACACCAAAGCCAUGGAUCAGUAUGUGUUUGGCCUAAGUAGGAAGAAUCAAGUUCCAGAAGUAUUCCUCAGUAAAAUACUUGCGCCAACCCUGAAAAGCCUUGGCGAAUGCUGCGAUUCUGCAGACUCUACCGGCUGUUUCAAUGCAGUGGGCCCUCAACUGAAGAAGGAACUAUCUUCUUUCAUUGACAAAGGACAAGAACUGUGUGCAAAUUAUUCAGAGAACACAUUUAUUGAAUACAAGAAAAAAUUGGCAGAGAGAUUAAGAGCAAAAUUGCCUGAUGCCAGUGCCACGGAACUCGAAGAACUUGUUGAUAAGCGCUCAGACUUUGCCUCCAAAUGCUGUUCCAUAAACUCACCUCCUCUCUACUGUGAUUCAGAGAUCGACACUGAAAUGAAAAAUGUCCUAUAGACCUGAUCCAUGUGUACUGUCUUAGAUCUUCUAGUUCUUAGCUAUUCCUGAAAAACAACCAUGAAGCCAGGAUGUGCAAUGGUUUAGCUACUCAGCUGAAGAGCAGACGCAGUCCUCUCAGGAGCACCUGUCUGAGAGGCUGGGCAACGCCUCCACUCCUCUGCUUAAAUUUUUGCAAGUAUAUGGGAAACACCAAACAAAAGAUUGGAUUUCUACCCAGAAACUCAGGCUAUCAGAGCACCUACCACAAGCCUAGAUCCACCCAGAAUUUCGGGUGUGCUGCGAGAGCAGUGAGGGCCUCACGAUUCAUCAUUCAUCUACUCACAAGGAUUUGAGGUCCAGGAAGGAAGGUAAAUGACCAUUUAAACACCACUGUCUCUUGACUUGCAAACUUAGAAGAUGUGAUUUUUUUCCACUACUUUAUAUCAAAUAUGGUAUAGUUGACCCCUCCUGAUCAGAGAUCAAUUUGCACAACUGCCAGGCCAGAACACAAUCUGUACAAAAUAGGAACAAGCUUUGUAUCUUGCCCUCUUCAUCUUCUUUUUCUCAAUAAAAGACUCCUUUUGCCCAUUUAA
Messenger RNA from Manis javanica (Malayan pangolin), 2140 nucleotides. It is a transcript of the gene GC, whose product is annotated as GC vitamin D binding protein. The record is from RefSeq and is a predicted model, not a curated record. Lineage: Eukaryota; Metazoa; Chordata; Mammalia; Pholidota; Manidae. Gene Ontology annotation, biological process: vitamin transport. Gene Ontology annotation, molecular function: vitamin transmembrane transporter activity; vitamin D binding. Gene Ontology annotation, cellular component: blood microparticle; cytoplasm.